AUGGAACCUGUCGAAACGUACGAGUUGAUGACGGUCACGUAUGGCUUAGCUCCAUCCUCGUUUCUUACUACGCGCACCCUCAAGCAAUUGGCUGCCGAUGAAGGCAACGCAUACCCGCUUGGAAAGGCAGCUCUUCAAAAGAGCUUCUACGCGGACGAUUUCAUUGACGGUGCCGAAUCAGUCGCUGAAGCUAUCCAAUUAAGGACGGAAUUGAGUAAGCUGUUAGCCAAGGGUGGCUUUCCGCUACGGAAGUGGACCUGCAGUCAAUUUCCGCCGAAGGCCCCACACUUCGGCAGUUUGUGGGAGGCGGCGGUGAAGGUGGCUAAACGACAGCUCUACCGACAACUUGGGAAUUCUGAAUUGUCAUUUGAGGACCUGGCUACUAUACUGGCGCAAAUAGAGGCGAGUAUGAACUCGCGACCCAUCGUUCCGCUUAGUGAAGAUCCGAACGACAUUUCUGCGCUUACCCCGGCAUACUUCCUCAUCGGAAGUACCAUGUAUUCACUCCCUGAAGAAGAUUUGCACCUUACAUCAACAAGCCGUCUCGAUCAUUAUCAGCGUAUGCAAAAGGUUUACCAACAGCUUUGGCACCAUUGGCGGGCCGAAUAUCUGCAGGAGUUGCAGCGUGAUAACAAAACCUGUCAACCCAACAGAUGCGUUCAACCAGGCAGGUUGGUACUGCUAACUGAUGAGCUCCAGAUUCCAGUGAAGUGGCCGCUUGCACGUAUAGUCGCCAUCAUUCCGGUAAGGACGAUUUAG
Messenger RNA from Wyeomyia smithii (pitcher-plant mosquito), 759 nucleotides. RefSeq lists its product as uncharacterized. Bases 1 to 759 code for a protein of 252 amino acids. The record is from RefSeq and is a predicted model, not a curated record. The transcript has 2 exons. Gene Ontology annotation, molecular function: nucleic acid binding. NCBI's taxonomy places the organism in Eukaryota, Metazoa, Arthropoda, Insecta, Diptera, Culicidae.